Molecule: messenger RNA, 1206 nt
Organism: Closterium sp. Naga37s-1
Lineage: Eukaryota; Viridiplantae; Streptophyta; Zygnematophyceae; Desmidiales; Closteriaceae
Source: the annotation of a GenBank genome assembly
AUGUCGCCCCACGUGGAGUGUCUCGCGGUGGGAGCAGCAGCUAGUUCUGUUUCACCUGACGACGCCACGUGCGUCGCUAUGCCCGGCGGCAGCACCCCGCCCGCGUCGCUGCCGGACCACAUUUUGCUGCGUUGCCUCGCCGCCGUGUCCUUCCCGCUCUACCGCUCGCUGCAAGCCGUCUGCGCCGCGUGGCGCCACCUGGCGGACCCCCUCGCGCUGCACCAGAUCCGCCGCGCGGAGGGACUGACGGAGCUGUGGCGCGUCGACCUCGAGAAUGAGUACCGCGACGCCGCCUUCCAUGGGCUCGCCGGCAAAGCCCGCCGCCACCUCUCGCGCCCGCAGCCGCCUCGCGGACUGGCGCGGCAGCGGAGCAGCAGCAGCAACGACAUGAACCGAAUCGACAUGAGCGCCUGCGCCCAUGCGGACGCCGCCGCGCCCUGCGGCAGGUGCCGCACGAGCGAGGACGCGAGCGACGUGCGCGUGACGCCGCUGGCGGGCCCUCUCCGCCUGCAGUACGGCGCCGUCGGCAUUCCGAGCGAGCCCGAGCUGCUCGUGCUGGGCGGGCGCUCGCCGUUCCCCGUGUUCUGCCGCGAGGUGGUGCGCGCAUACGCGGACGCGCACGUAUACAACGCGCUCACCGACUCGUGGCGCGCGCUCGCGCCCAUGCCCACCGCCCGAUUCGCGUUUGGCGUCGCCGCGUGGACGUACCCCUCCACUCGUCAGGUACCCGCAGCUGCUCGCGCACUGCUGACGUCAGCCGCUCCGCAGAUGAAUGUCAAAGUCACCUACGUGGCAGUAGCUGGUGGCUAUGCAUCCAGUGGGGAGGCUUUAUUUGAUGCUGAGCUGUACCACGUCAGCAGCAACACGUGGACUACCCUGCCACCCCUCACACACGCUAGUGGAGCAUGCAGGGCGGUGGUGCACGGCAACAAGCUCAUCGUGGCGCAGCGCACUGGCGGCCCCGCCGAGUCCCUCGACCUGGCCGCUCUGCUCUCCUCCCCACUCCCCACCUCUCCGCCCGUCCUUGAUGCCAUAGCUCAGAGUGUGAUGUGGCAGCAGGAGACGGCUGAGACGAGGGACAGGCUGGUGGUUCCGCCCAGCCAGCAGCAGCAUCAGCAGAAUGGACGAGCACCAGCCAGCCAGAAUGGAGGAGGUGCUUCGGAGAAUGGAAACUCUUGCUGGGAGUCUGUAUUUAUUUGGCUGUAA